AUGGCACCUCGAGAUAUGCGUUUUGAUGUUGUUGAUUAUAUAAUCUUUGCUUUAUUACUUAUAUUUUCUGCAGCCAUUGGUUUCUUCUAUGGUUUUAUUGAUAAGAGAAAGAAGAAAAAAAAUGUUGAUAGUGGAACUACUCUUGAACAAUCAAAAAGUUCAGCAAAAGAAUAUCUUUUAGCUAAUAAAUCCAUGGGUGUUUUUCCAACUGCUAUGAGUUUACUAGCUAGUUUUAUGUCUGCAAUUACCAUUUUGGGUACUCCAGCUGAAGUUUAUGUUUAUGGGACACAAUAUUGGAUUAUUGGAAUUAGUUAUAUAUUCACAAUUCUUAUGACAUCCACACUAUUUAUGCCAAUGUUUGUCAAACUUGAAGUAACUAGUGCUUAUGAAUAUUUAGAAAAACGUUUUGAUCGUUAUGUACGAUUAAUUGCUUCACUUAUUUUUUCCAUACAAAUGAUUAUUUAUAUGGCAUUAGUACUUUAUGCACCAGCUUUAGCCUUAAGUCAAGUAACUGGUUUAAAUGUUUGGAUUAGUGUUAUUUCAAUUGGAGUUAUUUGUACAACGUAUACAACAGUGGGUGGAAUGAAAGCUGUUAUGUGGACAGAUGUUUUUCAAACAAUUGUCAUGUUUAUUGGUCUUCUUGCAUCGGUCAUUCAAGGUAUUAUUGAUGCAGGUGGAAGUCGAGCUGUUUGGCAAAAAGCAUUAGAUGGUGGUCGAGUGGAAUUUUUUAAUUUUGAUCCUGAUCCAACCACUCGUCAUACGGUAUGGAGUAUAUUAUUCGGUGCAACUUUUACAUGGCUUACAAUCUAUGGUUUUAAUCAAGCACAAGUACAACGUUAUCUUUGUGUUCCAACUGUUCGAGAUGCAAAAUUAGCACUACUGUUCAACUUAGUUGGUUUAAUAUUCAUUCUUUCACUUUGUUGUGGUGUUGGUCUUGUCAUGUUUGCUAAAUAUUAUGCUUGUGAUCCACUACGUACUGGAGUGAUAAAACAGGCAGAUCAACUUUAUCCAUUAUUUGUUAUGGAAACAUUAAAACGAUUUAAAGGUUUGCCAGGUAUUUUUCUUGCAUGUGUAUUUAGUGGUGCAUUAAGUUUAGCAGCAGUUGUUCUUUCUGAUAUAAUAAAAUUUUUUUAUCGAAAAGAAAUGACUGAUAAACAAGAUGUUUGGUAUUCAAAAAUGUUAUCACUUAUUUUUGGUGUUGUUUGUAUAUUAAUAACUUAUCUUGUUUCAUUACUUGGUAAUCUUCUUCAAGCAGCUUUAUCUUUAUUUGGUGUUUUGUCUGGACCUAUAAGUGCUAUUUUUAUGAUUGGGUUUUUUCUUCCUUGGGUUAAUUCAGUGGGUGCAUUAAUUGCUUUGAUUGUAAGUCUAUUGAUUCAAAUAUGGAUUUUUUUUGGUUCACAAAUACUUCGACAUCAAAUGCGUUCAUUUCGUUUACCAACACGUAUUGAUGGUUGUUUGGGAGUAAACGAAACUAUGACUGCAUUAUUCAAUACUACGAUUUAUUCAUCAACGUGGAACGAAACUACAACAACGAUAAGUUCCGUUCAUAAAGUUGUCAAAAAAAAUCCAUUAGUUCGGUUUUAUGGUAUGAGUUAUUUUUGGUAUACAUUAUUUUCAAUCUUUACUGCUGUAAUUGUUAGUUUAGUGGUUAGUUAUUUUACAGGUUUUAGAAAACCAGAAGAUCUUGAUCAAAAAUUAAUGUUACCUGUAUUUGAUAUUCUUUUUCCGUUUUUACCCGAAAAAAUCUUAUCUAAAUUACGAUUUGGUGUUCGUUAUGGACAAGAUUCUAUUCAAGCAAAUGAAAAAGAUGAAAAAUUAAAACCACCACAUGAAAUGAUGACAUUAUCACCGAUUGAUUCAAUACAACGUCAAAUGGCAAUAACAGAUCAAAGUUAUCCUAAUCCAGCUUAUCUAAAUAAUGAAAAUAAUGAUAAACAAUAA
Messenger RNA from Rotaria sp. Silwood2, 1941 nucleotides. Lineage: Eukaryota; Metazoa; Rotifera; Eurotatoria; Philodinida; Philodinidae. The record is from the annotation of a GenBank genome assembly.